GAAGAAAGCUGUUCCUUGGCGACAAGGGACGCCUGUGUGGUCGCUAUGUACAAAGUAAAGCAAAGUACGGUCAGAAGUUGGCAACGUUAUAAGCUGUUUUUAUGUUUCCUAAUUGAUGUGAGGUUGUAUAGAUUAUAAAUGACCUCUAAAUGAAUCUGAGGCACUUUUUAGCACCGUGUGCGGUUAGCUAACGUAGUAAACACGGUUUUAGCCUCUAGCCAGCAAGCUAACACUACUGUCUCCAGAGCGGGAUCAUCAAAGUGUCCCACGGUGGGGUUGCUACCGUUCAGACAGCGUGUAAUAUCAUGUGUCAAUCAAUAUCAAGUGUAUUAAUAAAAGUUAGCCAGAUAGCGUAAGGAAGAGCGUGAGUUUAAAGAUGUGGAAACGAGGCGGUCGAAGCUCCGCUCUGGACCGGGCUCAGGCCCUGCUGUCCGCCAAGAGGACCAGCGGAGGAGGCGCUGAGUCCGCGCCGGAGCCUGCAGCCACAACACGGGGACAUGCCGGUGCUGUGGGUGGGUCUGUGAAAACCAGGUCUGCCCCCCCAAAUACACACACUCUACUGUCAGAUCUGAGUGACCUGUCCUCAGUCAGCUCUGCCCCUGAGCAUGGAGCGGACGGAGCGGGCUCUGCUGCUGCUGGGAAGACCCAGGGGGAUUCUACCAAGGAUCUCAGACCUCAGAGCUCCCUGGGUGGAGGAGGGAGCAGGUUCUUGAAGAAGGCUCCACCACCUGCGAUCAACAGCAGCUACUCGCCUGUCAGCAAGAGCCAAAUGCAGCAGGAGCCUGAACCCAGGUAUGUGUCAUCUUCCCAGCGAGGCUCCCAGAAUGCUGCUUUGAGUAGACUCGCUCAAAUUGAGAGCCGCAUCCGCAGCCGCAAGCAGGCUGGACAAGGGCUAAAACCGGCUGAGAAUCAAACCUCAGACAUGGGGAUCCCACCACCGCCGGCAGCCCAGUCCGUGGAGACCUCUGUGCAGCUCUCAGCAGCUCAGUCCAGCAGUGACCAGAGCCUGAAGGGGAAACUUUUCCUCAAGAAUAACACAACUGCAGCUGUGAAUAAUAGUAAUGCUGCUGCUGCUGCUGCUGCUGCUGCGUCCCAACAAGGCCCAGAUGUUGGUGUCAGGUCCAGGUCCAGAGCUGCUGAUGCUGUAGUCCCUUCGGCAGGUUUGGAGACAAAGUCAGUGAGAGUAGUGAGUGGUGUGAGUCUGGAAAGUGAUGAAGAGGACAUGAGGAAACUGCUUGGAGAGUCGUUGGAUUCAAUAGACAACAGCUUCUUAAUACCUGGGAGACCAGCGGACAAGAUGUUGAGCAAAAGCCAUCGGAAGGUCCACUCCACACCUCCUCCCGCCGCUGUCCCUCCCUCAUCAUCCUCCAAUACAGCUCCACCCCGCUCCCCUGCCUCUCCCUCUCGCCGCAGCUCUCCUUUUCGAUUCACUGGUCAGGCUCAGGCUCGCUUCAGCCCCUCUUUGCUCUCCCCGUCCCCCUCUCCUCCCCGUGUCUCCCCUUCUCCUCUGGGGAGACUGCACUCCCCUCACAGGGCGCAGAGUCCACAGCGGCCCCUCUCCUCCAUGUCAGGCCGCAGUGAGGUGCUCUCUCUGGAGGAGCUCUUCCCUGUUGGGCCUGGCUCUGAAGACCCCCACAGUGAGAGGAGCACAGUGUCCUCUGAAGACUUCAAGAUAAACGUGAUGACAUUAGACGACCUUGGAUUUACAGAAGAAACACCAGUAAAGGAGAGAGGAGUCAGCGCCCCUGUUCCUGGCCCCCCAAACAGACAUCAGCUGCCAAGAUUGAAGGAGGAGGAGGAGGAACAGCAGAUGAAGGAGGAGGACCUGCUGGACUACCAAAGUGACUUUGAGAGCGAGAGCAGGACAGAGCCAAAUUACAGCACCAGCCAGGUUUCAGAGCACUUGCAAGGAAAUGGAGAUGGAGAGGAGGUGGUGUCGGAGGUCAGAGAGCAGGCUUCUGAUUUAGACGUGUCCCGUGGGAGGACAGAAGAUGAUUACUCGAGCGCUUUCUCAGACACAGGACACUCCUACACCUCACAGACUUCAGAUCACAGCCAAACACUCAGCAGAAACAGGGACUCCAGGUCUUCCAGAUCCUCGGUCUCACAUGGCAGCCGGACCUUAUCUCACCAGUCGAGGAGGCGUGCUUCAACUAGAAAGGUUUUAAAAGAGGCAGCAGUACAGACUCAGUCGAAUCCACUGGUUCACACAUGGCCGGGUGUGGCUACUGUGGGUCCGGCAGUGGGCAUGACCUACAUGGAUCCCUCCCCAGUGCUCACUCAUACUCUCAGUGCAGAAAUGGUGCAAGCUCUCAGCACCUUCAACCCGGCUGUCUUUGCACUCAAUGAACUGCUGAAGCAGCAACUCGCCAUGACAAGGCGGUUCAUUGAAAGCAGCCGCCAUCUUCAUUCCAGCCUGGUAAAGAGCCUGGAACCACCAAACUACAGAUACACCACACUGGAGGACACCAAGGAGUACAUUCGCAAGCACAGACCUCCCAAACUGACAAUGGAGGAAGCCUUAGAGGAGGUGCUGCAGGAGAUAAGACUACCGACACAGACCAACGAUUGUCCUUCAUUGCUGAACCAGCCACGUGCUUCUUAUUAAAAUAUAUUGUUAUUUUUA
Messenger RNA from Morone saxatilis (striped sea-bass), 2626 nucleotides. RefSeq names its product chromosome unknown C19orf44 homolog (gene cunh19orf44). The transcript is spliced from 10 exons. The record is from RefSeq and is a predicted model, not a curated record. Bases 377 to 2608 code for a protein of 743 amino acids. Lineage: Eukaryota; Metazoa; Chordata; Actinopteri; Moronidae.